Zootoca vivipara (common lizard) is the source of this 10152-nucleotide messenger RNA. RefSeq names its product junctional cadherin 5 associated (gene JCAD). Gene Ontology annotation, cellular component: adherens junction; ruffle membrane. Gene Ontology annotation, biological process: positive regulation of blood vessel endothelial cell proliferation involved in sprouting angiogenesis. The record is from RefSeq and is a predicted model, not a curated record. NCBI's taxonomy places the organism in Eukaryota, Metazoa, Chordata, Lepidosauria, Squamata, Lacertidae.
CUCCCUUCAAAGCCAGCCGAGCGCUGGAGAGGAGGGGAAGGGAAGGGAAGGGGAGGGGGGCGAGGCAUCUCUCUCUCUCUCUCUCCACCCGGCCUGCUCCCUCCGCACCGCUCCCUCCUUGCGGGGCUCCGUCCCGAGCGCAGAGCGCACCGAGGCCACCAUGGGGGCGGAUGAGCCCCAGGUGAUGGGCCCAGUUCGAGAGAACUUCCAGGGGUACCAAGGUGAAUGAAGCCAGUGCAACAUGUUCAGCGUAGAAGAUCUCCUGAUUUCUCAUGGAUACAAAUUGUCUAAAACCCCCACCAAUUCAUAUGAGAACAGAACUGAUGGAUUCCAGCAAGAGAUCACAGAUAGGAGAGUUGGUCAUAGAACUGUGAAUGGGUUCCCAACAAACUCUGGAGCCAGUCUUGGCAGCAAGAAGACAGUAGCUAAAAGCUACCUGAAUGACAAUGAAGCUAGGCAUGUCAUCCAAGGGAAGCAACUGGGUCCCAGUUACCAUAAAGACUUCUCGAGUUUGGCUAAUACUCAUGCUUCAGAAGGACGGUUUUAUGACCGACCGCAGUUAGCCUGGCCUUCACGUCCCAAGACGGAUAAAGAUAUUGCCUACUGGAGAAGAAGGGGCCAAGAUUUUAGCGUACUGUUGGGUUAUACUGACAGAGGAGACUCUGAAAUGAAAGGCAUGGCAGUGCCCUGUGCCUUGUAUGGGCUUGAUAAGGAAAGUCAGUGGAAGGUAGGAGGUGGAAUGGAGAAUGUGAGGAGAACUGGCAUGCAGGAGACCUGGAAUGCCCCUGGGGACUAUAGGUGGCAAAGUCUAAGGACAGAAGGUUGGAACCAACCAACCAACUUUGGAGGACUCUUGACAGAUGGUGACAGAGAAAGGCUGCUUCAAGAGAUGUAUUCGGUGAGAGCAGGAGGUACUGCCAUUGCCUCCCAUGCGAAGGGGAAAUCGCAAUCUUUGCCAAGAGUUCUUUCACCAGAGAGCCUGCGGUGUGUUGAAAUGCCUUCCUUGGUCAACAGCAAGCAUUCGCUCCGUGGAACUAAAGCGACAUCUUGCCCCCCAACUGGGUUUGGCUUGGAGACCUCCAAGCAUCCUGAGCCAGUGGCCCACUUCCAUCCCUUGCCCAAGCCUAAGUACGGCAGACCCCUGAAGCCCCCGUCAUACGAGCUGCAUCAGCAAACCAGGGGAAACCUAGAAGCCGGCUCACUCCAGGAUGACCAACGGAAAGAUGAAGCCAUCUCCUCUUUGACCAAAGCAAACGAUCAGAUCCCGGAUGCUUGCAGCCAAGACGCUGGUCUGGAGCCCCCUUUGUACAUACCCCCUCCCUGUUACAAAUCUCCAGCUCAGCAAAGUAUGAGCCGGCAUUUGCCUGGUGAAGUGCCUGACUAUGAUAUGUGCUUUAAUAAUGGUAUGCAGAGUCCAGUGGAGAGAACGAGAGCCAUGCUUGGUUACCAUCCCUCUGCUAGUACCUACUGCAAAGGUGAGCAGGUUCCUCGUGACAAGAAAAGCCACCUGAGGCAUGGGGAGGGCUACCUGUCUUCCAUCCAGUACAUUCCUUUUGAUGACCCUCGAAUCCGGCAUAUUAAAGUAGCGCACCAAGACAAUCUCCAGCAGGAUGAGAAAUACCCUGUGGAUACAAAUAGGACAGGCUCCCAUGCCUUCCAAGGGAGCUCUCUGGAACGAGAGUACCACAGUGCCUUUUUCGACUCGCUAAAUACUGCUGUGAAAUGUGACCAGGUCCCUGGCAGUUCUGCACAUGGCAGCAGGUGGCUAGCUGAGUCCAGCGUCGAUCAAGACAGUAGUGCCUUGCCUAUCCAAAGAGACGGUUAUGACGCAGGUAAUGGCUUGGAUCACAGAUACCCGAAAGGCAGGCUGUCUGUCCAAAGCUCACAGAUGGAAACCCCCUGCGAGACCAUCACUAAAGUGAAAACAUUUGAACCUGGGACUGAGAUCCAGAGCAAGAGGAGUUCAAAGAAAAAAACCAAUGAGACAAUAUUUUGCUUGGUCUCCGUCCCAGUUAAAUCUGAACUGAACCUGCCUGAUACUGAUAGGAACAACAACUUAACCCAGGGAGCCGAGGAGAAGAAUGGGUUUGACGAUAGCGGGGGUCUGCAGGAACAAAGUCUCCUCAGUACCUCUUCCACUGACUUGGAGCUCCAAGCCCUUACAGGAAGCAUGACCAAUAAGAAUGAGCUACAAAAACAGGAGUUGUGGUGGAGACCAGAGUUCAAACAAACGAAUGACCUCAGAUUCCUGCAGCCUGCAAAGCACAAGGAGCUCCAGUACUCUGGCUCAUGGCCAGGCGAUCAGUACAAAGACCAGCAAACGCAGACCAGCUUCACAGAGGAACCCAAAAUCUUGUGUCAUCGUCUCCAACCCUUAGAACCCAGCGGCUCAAAUACAGCGACAGCUCCACAGUUGUCACAAUGCGGGGCAUCCACUGCGGAAGCGGAACAUCUAUCUGUGUUACCAGCCGAUGACAGAAAAUGUAGGCAGGUUGGACUCAGUGCAAAAGCUCCGGGGUAUCUUGACAAAGCUAGCAAUAAUUUGUGUUCUCGGACUGUAGUCCUUAGCCCGAAGGCAUGCCAGAACCUGCCUUGUGCUUCGUGCACCCCUCCCCCUGGGCAGGAAAGAGAAACUAGUUAUCUCAUCGGGGAGGAAGGAAGCUCCGCUUGUAGUAGUACGGAGCUGUUUGGGCAAUUCCUCUUGAAACCUGUUAGCCGCCGUCCUUGGGAUAUAAUAAGUGAGCUGGAAAGUUUUAACAAGGAGCUUCAAGAGCAGGAAGAGCAGAGUGAAGAUGGGGUAGAGAAUGAGAGUAUAGAGAAUGAGGACAACCAGGAGUUGUCCUUUUCUAAGGAGAAAGGGGAGAGGACAGAUAGCAGUGGGAUCUCUAGGACUGAUGGGCCAACCCAGGACCAUAGACCUGGCAUGCAGUCAGAAAUGGUUAUAUCAGUCACUCCUAUAUUUAAACAGGAGAGGGAUAAAGCCAAAGCUGAAAGUUUAAGUGCAUCUGAAAGUUCAAGUGCAAGGGUCGUAUCUUGUGCUAGGUCCCAAAGCUGCUUGCAGGCAAAAGAGGUGGGUGGUUCAGUUAAGGCCACAAAUGAAUAUGUGGUUGCAGAAUCAAGGAAUCAGGAAGCUGGGAAAAGGACAAUAAAACAGGUUGUGAGUCCACACCCAAUCAAAAAAGUUCUGCCAGGCAGCUAUGAUGAUGAGGACCACUACAAUCCAUUCAAAAGCAUUAACUUCAGUGAGGAAAUACAAGUUAAGAAUCACAGAGAUAACAUCAACUUUGGUAGGCUGACAAAAAAUGCAGUGCCAUGGGAUAACUUGGCUUUGGACAGAGGGUCUGUAGGGCGAUUGUCUUUAACAAAUAGGAACCAAGGUCUCUCUGAGCCAGAUCUGAGAUCUGUGGGGUUUGAUGACGGUCAAGGGCCUGAACUAGAUAGUCAUGGGAAACCUAUCACCAGUGAGAUCCCCCCAGAUGAAUCGCUUCAGGCAAGAGCAGCUCGAAUAUUGGGUAUAGAGGUAGCUGUGGAGUCCCUCAUUCCUGACAAGAGCACUCUUCAAGAUGAAGACUCUCACUCUGACAAUGUCCCCCAGAGCCUUGAAUUGCCAGAAGAAAGUGUGUCAGAGGGCAAGGUGGAAGCAAAAGUAUCUUCUUACGAAGGAAGACGAAAGUGUGGCUGGACAGAAAGCUCCCUCUUUGUUGGAGACAGAAACAUCUCAUUGGGGUGUAUUGAAGACCAGCGUUCUGGUCAAGCAAUUUUGAUAGCUGAACAAUGUUUUGAGCACCAUAGAGGUCUUAGUAGACCCAAAGCUGACCAGACUCCCUCUCCCGAGUCUGUUGUGCUUCCAUUUGCUGAAAGAAAUAUGGUUCCACCUGGUGUGGAAAAGAGAGCUAGAUGCACUUCAAAGGUGAUUGAGACCUUGCAAGGCAAACUUGCAUCAGCCCCCAGCCGAGCUGCCAUGGACCGUUUGGUGAGGAUGAAAGAAGUUGACUCGGUCUCUCGUAUGAGACGUCUAAGCAUAAAAAAUGCAGAUUCGGCGGAGGAUGGAGAUGAGGAUAAGCAGCUAAAAGGCCCGGAGGAAAGAGGAAGUGACAUUUCCUUUGGCCGCAAUGAAUUGCCCCGCAAACUGUCCCACGGGAGUUCCGUUUCCAAGCGCAUCAUCUCAUUGGCUGAAAAUGGGCUCUGGGACAACACGAGUGAGAAGAAAGCUGGAAGGGAUUUAGUUUCUUUAGAUGCCUACGAUCCCACCAGAGUUGAAAGGGUGUGAUGUGAAAAAGACACGAGUCUCGGGAGAUGUCUGCCUUCCGCAAACGUUUUGCUGGUUUCCAACACAGGGAAAUAGCUUUAAGCUUCCUACAAGCAGUGACUUCAGAGUGUACUGACAAAGCCCUCAUCUCUGCCAGUGGGGGAAAUAAGUAGUUCAUAUUCCACAGCUUUACGGAGCUUGCAUGAAAGUGAGUGAGAGAGAGUGCACAAAAAAUCUCUCACUUUGGAACCAUCUGUUUUUUGUAGCAUUAGGCCUUAAUGCCUCUACUUGGCAUGGGUUGGUCAUUUUUUAAACUCUGCUGAGCCGUGUUCAGGCAGGAUGGUAAACAGGAUGAAGAUGGGAGGGGUGUGAGGGGAAGCUGGCUUUUGCUCUGUGUAAAAUGUAAACAGGGGAGAUUAGCAAAAUGAUUUUUGAAAGAAUGUGAAUUUUCUGAGCUUAAACCUCCGAACCUCUGCACCCUCAGCUUUGUUUAACUUCGGUCUUCGUAAAGCAGGCAGCGAGCGAGAGACGCUGCAUUUCCAGCUCGGGGGGGGGGGGGGUGAGUGCCGAAGAGGAUGAAGACUGAUUGACUGGCUGUGAAAUCAGCUUGGACUUCUACCAUUUGAAAGGGGCUUUGCUUUUUAAGUUUCUUACCUGGCAUCUGCAAACAAACAAAAAAUGCUCAUUCCCCUCUCUCACACAAAUCUAAAACAAAACAUUGUUUUACAUGUAAUUACAACCUGUGCAACCUCUGCCCCCAAUUUACUGUUUCAAACUGUUGUGCAACAAAACCAACACUAUAACAACCCUGGCUACUGUUUUGCACUCACUAUUAUGAAGUUAGUUCUAUUCCCCCCCCCCCUCCCAUGGUUAUGUUUUUGUAGAAACUAGAAACUCUUCAUAUGACCCAAUUGCUGGUUUGAUAGAGCAGACCCUUGUAACAAAGCAACUUUUUAACAGAAUGUGAUCUCUAUUUUUCUACAGUAUUAAGCAAUUUGCUAACCGUUGGCGAGCAAGUUAAGAUGGGUGUGUAACCCCCCCCCCCUUCUUAAGCUGACAGGCUGUUCAGAGGAGCUAGCCAAGAAGCGUUUACUUUUUAUAUCUAGUGCACAUUCCACAUCAUCCUGUUCACAGCUGCAACUCUCUCUGUUGUAAAAAAAGAGGUAUGUGUGUAUGUAUAUAUUAUAUAGGAUAUAUAUAUAUCCCAUAAAUCAAAUAUGUAUGUUUUUAGAAAGGCCAAAGUUUUUAUUUUCUUAUUGGUUAGAUCACUGCUUCUAAGGACCCAACAGUGGCACCAAUAUUGCAGACUUGAAGUGCACAUUUAUUAAUGGAAUGAGUCAGUCUGUUGUGUCUUCCUUAGUUGUUGGGAGGGUCCUGUCUCAUCCUUUAACUUCAGGAUAUGGAGGGUGCUGCUUGACACCUGUCUUCAAGUUGCCCGUGGCACAUAGGAAGCCACACAAGAAGAUGAAACUUUACCCAUUUGGGCUUUGGCUGGUAUUGAGGUGCUGCAAAGGUGUUAAGGGGAGCACCAGCCUGUGUGUCCAGGGUCAAGUCCAUGCUGGGGUCUGGGGUCAAGACCAGAUCUUAUAAGCAACUCAUAGCACUGGGCUGUUACACUAUAUGCAUCUGGAUUUUUAUAUUUCCCACUCAUUUUUUAAAAAUUAUAGUUCUUGUGACCACACAUAGACCUAUUGUUGCCAAUCUUUGAAAGCAUUCCCUUCUCAAAAUAUUCCAAGUGUAUUUUAAAAGGACCUUGUACAUUCCCCUGGGAUUACAGCUGAUUUAACCUGUACAACAUUUAUUUAUAUAUAGAUAUACUUUAUCUGUUUUUGUUUGCUAACACACUUCUCAGUUUGUUUUUUCUUUCUGUUUGUAUUGGGCGUUUUAUAUGCUUUUGCCCCUCCCCACCUCCUAAAGCCAUGUUAUCUGUUAAGCAUUUCAAAUUCCUAGUAUCUUAUUUUUGGGAGAACGGUCCUAUUUGACCAAAUAUACAAAUGACCCACCUCUUGUGCUUUGGCAACCACAAUUGCUUAUCUGUAACGCCUGAUUCUAUUACAUAGAAUCUUUAUUAAAUAUUUAAAGUUUGUUAUACAUCUAAACAAGAUGGUUGUACGGUUUCCUUUACUGGAACAUGUGGAUUUUCUUUCUUCUAUAGUUGUGGGUGGACUGCAGCUCUUCACCCUUUGGGUCCUUUAAAAACUUCGAUAUAAUAGUUCCUUAGCAAAAGAGAACAAUCUGUUCAGCAGCAGCAAGCUAGUGGUUCCUGAAACAAAUGAAUAAAUAUUGUCAGGUAGCCGAUUUAAUUUACAAAAUAUCAUAUUCUUUAGAAGCUGCUCUGCUAUGUAAAAUAAUUGUGCAAGAAUGGUUAGCAAAAUAAGUAAUAAAAGCUCAGCAACAAAAUCUUUUUUUAAAAAAAAAAAGCAAUAGAAUUUUCCACAUAUCUAUUCAGAAAUAAAUCAAUGGGACUUAUUCGCAGGUAAGUGCACAUAGGAGUCCAGCCUCUGUAAAAAAGCAACUGCAGUGGACAGUAUAAACUGUUAUAGAACAGAACAGUAAAAUGAGGCACAGGAAGACAGGGAACCUGUCAGGUCUUGUCAGGAAGAACAGUCCACAACUGUGACACUAAUACUGGAGCGUCCCCCAGCUGUAUUUCCCAUGGUGGUGGAACAGAGCUUCUAAAGCCGGUUAUAUGCCUCAGGUGGGUUCAUAUGGGUGAAAGCGGUCCUUAAGGAAAAUUAAGGUCAUUCAAAAGUGCAUAUAUCAUGACUUGAAACGUGAUGCAGCCCAAAUCUGGGGAAACCAUCUUCCAGGUCUGAAAUCCCAUGCUAGUCAUGUGACCUGCAUGAGAUUGCGGUUUUGAAGAAAGCACUUUUUCAGGCAUGGUGCGAUAUUGCAGACCCAAAUUAAACACUCUUUCAAGGCAAAAACUCAGCUUGAUAUUGUGUGAAAGCAAGGUACCCCAAAUGGUUGCCGUGCUCUCACAAAAAAAGAAGAAGAAGAAGAGAUGUCCCAUUUUUCCCCCAGUGCAGUUGGGUAUGAUAUUGUAAUGCUGCUGGUUGCUUCCUCAUGAGUAAGAAGCUCCAAAUUCCGUGGCUGGCUUUUACAGAGUUUUAUUAUAUACAUAUGUACAAGACAGAGCAACAGAAUCCAUGACUGUUCUAUUCCGAAUCAGAAUCCAGAAGCACCACCCUUCAGGACUUUUGCCAACAGAAUGCCCUUGGCACCUUGAAUCUCCUCCUCUGCUCCCUACUCUCCCCCCCCCCCUUUGCUGUUGGGGGUAUGUUGGGGUGAGCGCCCUCUCCUCAGCCGGUACUGUCUCCCCUGGAGCCUCCCCCUCUUGAGCACUGUGGUCCGACCCCUCCAGCCUUCCCUCUGGAAACCUAGCACUCUCAGCAUCCCCAAGGGUCUGCACUGCUGUCUGAGCCUCAGCACCACCCUCCGAAGGAUGCUGCGAGACGCUAGCAUCCCGGGCUCCGUCUCCAUCGGAGAUUCCUGGUCCCAACUUCCUGGACUCUCCACUGACCCCUGUUGGUCCCCUGACAGAUAUAUAUUUAAUCAUUUUGGCAACAUAUACUAGCAAAUGUCAUCUACCAUAUUGAGGCAACUUACCAACAUUUGCUGGCAUAUCUCUGAAUUUUCAGACAUUCACAAAAUUUGGGCUUUAUGACAUUCACAAUAGCACACAUCAAAAGCUCCCCACCCCCUUUGAAUCCUGGAAACUAGUUUGCUAAACUUGCUGAGAAUUUUAACCCUUGGGGUAAACUACAGUUCCCAACAUUCUUAGGUGUGUGUAUUUUUAAUGUAUAGUGUUUGCAUAGCCAUAGAUUCAUGCGUGACAGCACAAACCAUAUGUCAGUAGGAGAGAGAAUGACAAGUUAAUGCCUGUUUAGUCCACAGAUAUUGGCUAAAUUUAUGGAGCAGUUGAGGAAAAGCAGAUACUUAUUGCUAAUUGCUGUUAUUCAUGCGAGUGGAACAAAUGCUGCAUACCACAAUUGUUCAUUUUCAGAUUGCCAGGAGAGUCCCGUCUCCCACCCAGUUUGAGCAAUGUGUUGGCAACGCAGCUUGGAGAAUUACAUGUGAGCACAUGGGCGAAGGGGGAAGGAGAUUAGGCAAAUUCCACACUCGUGUUGACCAACACAUGGCGGAGAUUAGAAAUAAAAAAUGAAAUCCUCCAGCCAAGGAAACCACAAUAACAUGCUGCUUAUGAAACAAACGAAGAAAUUUCCAUCCUAGACAGCAGAAAACUCUGCCUUUGUGCUGGAAGCCUGUUGGUGAGAAUAACCAGACCCAUCCCAGGAGCAACGGCUGAGCUCGGAGGAGACAAGAGCAUGGAAACACCAGCUAGCAUCUUGACAAGUCCCCAAGAUGAUAUAGUUCACCAAAGCAGGUGGUUUUUCUAGAGAGACCCUGUGACUGAUUUCUACUGCCAGAAAUAAAUCAAAAGGUUUUCAUUCCAGGCAGACCAACCCAGGGAGGUUUCAGAGCUAGAAGAGAAAGGAAGAAAGGCUAAGCAAUCACACAGGCCUAUGGAUAAUGCCAUAAAAUUGAUGCUUUGCAAGCCUCCUUUCAUGGUCAGGCAAUAUCUGAAAAGGACGAUCUUUGCUGGGGUAACGUUAGAAGUGGCAACAGCUCUGUUUCCCUUCCUUCCAAGCUGACACUUCAUCCCCGCCCCUUCUCAGUGAACUAGCUCCUUCCAAUGCCAGGAGUUAAAAGCAGCAAGUGGUGGUUGUUUGGUUCUCUGCUCUGGAGGGUGAGGAUAGCUUAGUGGCUCUGCAACUCAUGGCAGACUAGGUCCUGCACUAUGGAGGCUGGCUUGGCAGAUUUGAGGUUUGAGGUCCAACUGCAAUUCGUGCAAGCAGGAACGGCUAGGAGAGAAGUCUUAAAAACUCCUUCAGAAAAUAAGGCGUGGUGGGGAUAUUGUCAUGAAAGAUGCAUUUGAUUUGUUUCUUGAUUUACAAACCACUUUUCCUCCAAGGAGCUCAAGGUGGCAUCCACAGGUUUUCCCUUUCCCCACUUCAUUCUCACAACAACCCUAUGAGGUAGCUGCGGCUAAGAGACAGUGACUGCCCCAAGGUCACUCAUUAAGUUUCAUGGCCAUGUGGGGAUUUGAACCCUGGUCUCCCAGGUCCUAGUCCGACACUAUAACCAUUACACCACACUGACUGUCUAGCUGGGGAAACUGCAGGCUCAUGGCAAAGCCCAAGCCCAAGUCGAUGUGGCAAGUAGUGGCACAGUAACAAAUAGUCCCCAACUACAACCCACAAAAGGGGGCGAGAGAGAAGAGAUCCAUUUGUCAAGAGAAUAGAUUUUUUGGUCUCUGCUCUGAUAAAGCCAGACUCGUUCGCUGAAUUUGCUCGUGGCUUGUCUGUGAAAACAGGGUGACCCCCAAGCACAACAUUUGGUCGUGGAGACCUGCCUCCUAUUGACCAUGGAGAAAAUGCUGCUCUCACCUGCUGGAGACAGAAGACCUGCAGGUAGGGAUGCAGGAGAAACACAAUUCAGUUUGCAUGUAAAGGUGAACUGAUUUGCACUUCCCCAAAUAAUCUGUAAUCUGAAACACAGCCAUCCUUUACCAUUCACAGCUCUGAAUUUUGCGAUACUGUACAGUUCUCUAGCCAGGUAAUGUGUGCAAAAAAUGCAUUUACUAGAGUGCACCAGGCAACAAAAUGCAUAUAUUAGUGAACAUAACAUCGUUUCCUGCUUGGCAGGGGGUUGGACUAGAUGGCCCUUGUGGUCUCUUCCAACUCUAUGAUUCUAUUCUAUGAUAUCAGCCCAAAAUGCAUACAAAGAUUUGUACAUUAGGAUAAAUCCAUACCGAAAUGCUGAUGAAUUUUCACAAAGACUUUUUAAAAUAUUGCAAAAUCAUGUAGAAAUGUGGAGAACAGAACUUCAGGUUGUAAAAA